Molecule: messenger RNA, 1734 nt
Organism: Mastomys coucha (southern multimammate mouse)
Lineage: Eukaryota; Metazoa; Chordata; Mammalia; Rodentia; Muridae
Gene: Sag
Product: S-antigen visual arrestin
Exons: 16
Coding region: 388-1599 (403 amino acids)
Biological process (GO): G protein-coupled receptor internalization; signal transduction
Cellular component (GO): photoreceptor outer segment; photoreceptor inner segment
Molecular function (GO): G protein-coupled receptor binding
Source: RefSeq, a predicted model, not a curated record
AGCUGGAUGGCUCGUACAUCUGUGGAACCCUCUGAGAAGAUUGGAGCGCCUAACUAAUGCUUAGAACUGCUGAAGUGGCCAAUCUGCCAUCUCACUAAUCCAGUCAGCUCCCUGCUCCUCAAAUCUGAUUUGGUUUUUAGACACUGAGACCUCAGAGCUGGGCAUCUCCACAGAUCCCUACAAAUUCCCUCACGUGUCAUCCAGGGGCCUCACCCUUGCCCUGUGGGGUUAUCUGAUAGGAUUUCACCGGUUUCCUCAGAGCACGGGCUGGCUGCUCACCAUCUGAAAGCACAGGUACCCUCUCCUGACUUUCCUGGCCAUCUCAACUGGUUGGUGACAAAUUACAAGCCUUCCAACCUCUGACGUACAUCCCAGGGGACAGACAACAUGGCGGCCUGUGUGAAGACCAAUAAAUCCCACGUCAUCUUCAAGAAAGUCUCUCGGGACAAGUCGGUGACCAUCUACCUGGGGAAGAGAGACUAUGUAGACCACGUCAGCCAAGUAGAGCCUGUAGAUGGUGUCGUAUUGGUGGAUCCUGAGCUUGUGAAAGGGAAGAAAGUGUAUGUCACCCUGACCUGCGCCUUCCGCUAUGGCCAGGAGGACAUUGAUGUGAUUGGCCUGACCUUCCGCAGGGACCUGUAUUUUUCUCGGGUCCAGGUAUACCCUCCUGUUGGGGCCGUGAGUGCCCUUACCCAGCUCCAGGAGAGCCUGCUCAAGAAACUGGGAGACAACACAUACCCAUUUCUGCUCACGUUUCCUGACUACCUACCCUGUUCAGUGAUGUUGCAGCCAGCUCCACAAGAUGUAGGGAAGAGCUGUGGGGUUGACUUUGAGGUUAAAGCAUUUGCCACAGACAUCACAGAUCCUGAAGAGGACAAGAUCCCCAAGAAGAGCUCUGUGCGGUUACUGAUCCGGAAAGUGCAGCAUGCCCCACUUGAGAUGGGUCCCCAGCCCUCUGCCGAAGCCUCCUGGCAGUUCUUCAUGUCUGACAAGCCCCUGAACCUCUCAGUCUCCCUCAGUAAAGAGAUAUAUUUCCAUGGGGAACCCAUCCCCGUGACCGUGACUGUGACCAAUAACACAGAGAAGGUUGUGAAGAAGAUUAAAGUAUCAGUGGAACAAAUAGCCAAUGUGGUUCUCUACUCAAGUGAUUAUUACGUCAAGCCUGUGGCCUCAGAGGAAACACAAGAAAAAGUGCAGCCAAAUAGCACUCUGACCAAGACGCUGGUGCUUGUGCCCCUGCUGGCUAACAACCGAGAAAGAAGAGGCAUCGCGCUGGAUGGGAAGAUCAAGCAUGAGGACACAAACCUGGCCUCCAGCACCAUCAUCAAGGAAGGCAUCGACCGGACCGUCAUGGGCAUCCUGGUGUCCUAUCAUAUCAAGGUGAAGCUCACUGUGUCGGGCUUUCUAGGAGAGCUCACCUCCAGUGAAGUGGCUACUGAGGUGCCGUUCCGUCUCAUGCACCCACAGCCUGAGGACCCAGCAAAAGAAAGUGUUCAGGAUGAAAAUUUGGUUUUUGAAGAGUUUGCUCGCCAAAAUCUGAAAGAUGCUGCAGAGAACACAGAAGGGAAGAAAGAUGAGGAUGCGGGCCAGGAUGAGUGAAGACUUAGCCUAGAUGCCUAGAAACCGCUUGUAGUUUCGGGUGCCUUGAGGGAAGCCCCCGGGGUAACCUUUCAGAGUUAUGCUAGAUAUAAAGGGAUGAGCAUUCCUCCCAGAAAUAAAGUCUGUGGGUCCUCU